CUUUCCCCUCCCCCCCUCUCCCCCCGCCGAUGAUCAAGAUGGCGCCUUUCACCCGCCGUUUGUUCGUUCGUUUGUUCGUUUGCGCGAUUGAUUCGGUAGCUGUGUGGUGUCUUGCUCUUUCCAGGCCAUGGCGAACCCGUCCAACUCGCCCCGGCACGGCGGCUCCGGGACGCACCACGGCCGCCACAAGACGGCUAGGCGCGGGGGCGCCGGCGGCAGCGGCGGUGGCGGAGACCACUCCCCGCGGGAUCACCAGGAGAGGGGCGCCGGCGGCUGGGACCAUGGCGGUGGCGGCGGCGGGAGGGGUGGCCAGAGAAGCCACCACAACAACGGUGGCAGGAGGGGCGGUGGCAACGGUGGCCCGGGCGGCCCAGGAGGUGGUGGAGUUCCUCACCACGGCGGGUUUGGCGGACGCCGGAGAGGCGGGUUUGAUGGUGGCUUCUUCCGUGGCCCAGGGAUGGGCAUGGGGCCGUACAUGCGGGGCGCACCGCCGCCGCCCCCGCCGCUGGCCGUCGCUCCUCCCUUCAUGGGCCACCCUCCUCCCGGCUCGCAUAUGCGAGCCUUUGCUGGACCGAUGAUGGCGUUUCAUGAUAUGCCAUCGCCCGUGUCUCCUGUUUCCCCAAUGUACUAUGUUGGGCCUCCGCCGCUUCCAGAGGCUCUUAGGGGAAUGGCAUUCGCACCUCAUAUGGUCGGCCCACCUGCUUAUCCCUACUUUCAGCCCCCGGCUGAGCCUGAGCCUGAGCCUGAGCCUGAGCUUGAGCCUGAGCCCGUGGCUGAGCCGGAUUCUGAGGCUCGCCAGAAGCUGCAGAACCAGUUUGAGUUCUACUUCAGCAAGGACAACUUAUGUGGAGAUGUUUACUUGCGGCAACAUAUGGAUGAGGAGGGCUUUGUAUCGGUCCCUUUUAUGUCAACAACUUUCAAUAAGGUCCGGGAAAUCACUGCCGAUAUUCCUAACGCCAAUUUGCAGUAUAUAAUAGAAACAAUUCAGUCCUCAUCUAUACUGGAAGUGAAGGGUGACAAAGUUAGGAGGAAAGAUGACUGGGACAAAUGGUUGAUUCCGAAAGAGAGCAACCCUAAUAUUCCGUCAAGCUCUGCAGCAGCUGUGCCAGGCCCCAGCACCAAUGUCAAUGAUCUGACAGCACAGUUUGGAGGUGUGGGCCUGCAAGAAGCAGCUGGCCCUAGUAGCACGGUGGACCAGAACCAUCAUGAGGUAGUCCAGAAUGGAUCGGCUUCCAGCAAUAACCCAGCACCGGCAGCUGAAGAAAGCGCUGGGCAGCGCUAGCCACACACCGUCUCCUUAUCACACUAUGACUGCAAGGGGUUUUGUCCGAGCGCGAGUGACGAGAGUAGAAAUGAUGAUGAUACUUUGCGAUAUUUGGAAGGUGGUAUGGUAUGCUUGCGGGGUUGGGUUGCAUUAGACUGACAAGUGGGUUCGUUUUGCGGGGUUGAUGUGGCUUUCUGGUUAUUGGUGAAAAUCGGUCUACUAGCUGAAGCGAUAGGCGGCCAAACAAAAAGGUUUAUCGUGUAGGGGGGCAUCAAACGCGAUGAGGGGGAGAAACCGAAGAAGAGGAUGCAAGAAGCUGAUUAGGGCUAGUUGCUUAGUGUGCGAUUCCCGACGGUCGUCGUCGGUUAUUUUGGCUAUGUUGGUAUUUGAAGUCCAAAACUCUGUCGGUUUCUUCCCCCCCAUUUGGAUUUGGAUGUAAACCUCCAUUUUUUGACGGAGGCGGAUGAUGUGAUGAACUUUCUUGUCAGCUGUUUCGCCAAACGAGAAUGUUGUACAACUCCUUGGUGUACUAUUUUACAGAUAUUUCCUCU
Triticum dicoccoides is the source of this 1815-nucleotide messenger RNA. Its product is annotated as la-related protein 1B-like. The record is from RefSeq and is a predicted model, not a curated record. The transcript has 5 exons. NCBI's taxonomy places the organism in Eukaryota, Viridiplantae, Streptophyta, Magnoliopsida, Poales, Poaceae. The coding region runs from base 128 to 1282 and encodes 384 amino acids. Gene Ontology annotation, molecular function: RNA binding.